Messenger RNA from Lineus longissimus, 1104 nucleotides. RefSeq names its product small ribosomal subunit protein RACK1-like. The coding region runs from base 99 to 1058 and encodes 319 amino acids. Gene Ontology annotation, molecular function: protein kinase C binding; translation regulator activity; ribosome binding. Gene Ontology annotation, cellular component: cytosol; nucleus. Gene Ontology annotation, biological process: rescue of stalled cytosolic ribosome; positive regulation of protein phosphorylation. The record is from RefSeq and is a predicted model, not a curated record. NCBI's taxonomy places the organism in Eukaryota, Metazoa, Nemertea, Pilidiophora, Heteronemertea, Lineidae. The transcript is spliced from 6 exons.
CGACCUUUUCCGGUCGGUCCGAUUCUGUGUUUUUGGGCCGAUUUUAUCCCCUGCUAAAUCCAUCAACAUCUGGUGGUAAAAAGCACAAAAAAAUAAAUAUGUCGGAGCAAAUGACUCUUCGUGGAACCUUAAAGGGCCACACGAAAGAUGUCACUCAGAUUGCGGCUAAUUCCCGUUAUCCAGAGUUGUUACUUUCGAGCUCCAGAGACAAGAGUUUGAUCGUGUGGCAGCUCAAGAAGGAAGAUGGAGACUAUGGCACGGCCAAGAAGAAAAUGACAGGACAUGGACACUUCAUCAGUGAUGUUGUCAUCUCCUCUGAUGGCAUGUUUGCCCUCUCAGGAUCUUGGGACAAAACGCUCAGACUCUGGGACUUGGCCACGCAAAAGACGACAAGACACUUCACUGGACACACCAAUGAUGUGUUGAGUGUUGCUUUCUCGCCAGACAACAGGCAGAUCGUUUCUGGCUCUCGAGACAAGACCGUGAAGCUGUGGAAUACCCUUGGUGUAUGCAAGUAUACCAUCCAGGAUGAAGGUCACAGUGGCUGGGUGUCGUGUGUUCGCUUCUCCCCCAACACAGCCGUUCCGAUCAUUGUGUCCAGUGGCUGGGACAAGAUCGUCAAGGUGUGGAACUUGACCAACUGCAAGCUGAAAACCAACCACUAUGGUCACUCUGGCAACUUGAACUGUGUGACUGUCUCUCCUGAUGGCUCCCUCUGUGCCUCUGGUGGAAAGGACAAGCAAGCGAUGCUGUGGGACUUGAAUGAAGGCAAGCACUUGUACACAUUGGAGGGUGGAGACCAGAUCAAUGCCCUGACGUUCAGUCCAAACAGGUACUGGCUCUGUGCCGCUACCGGACCAUCCAUCAAAAUCUGGGACUUGGAAGGCAAGUCCGUUGUUGACGAACUCCGUCAAGAAACUUUGACGUCAGGCCGAUCACCAACCUGUACUGCCUUGGCUUGGUCAACCGAUGGACAGACUCUCUUCGCUGGAUAUUCAGACAGCUACAUCAGAGUAUGGCAAGUCUCUGUCAACCAGUCCACUGGCAAAGGAUAUUAAAGACUUUAUGAAGAUGUGAAGAAAUAAAAAAAUUGUGAUAAAUGAA